Momordica charantia (bitter melon) is the source of this 841-nucleotide messenger RNA. RefSeq lists its product as uncharacterized. The record is from RefSeq and is a predicted model, not a curated record. NCBI's taxonomy places the organism in Eukaryota, Viridiplantae, Streptophyta, Magnoliopsida, Cucurbitales, Cucurbitaceae.
UCGGUUCCGAUGGCUUCCAGCAUAAGCAAUUGGUUUGUGCUUUGAAAACAGAAGGAACAGCGAGAGGCAAUCUUUGGCGGGAAAGAGAAAUGGAGGGAGGAGGCGGAGAUGGAGAUUUUAGUCCACGCGCCACCGUAGAAGACAUACAGAGACGGCUGCUCCGACCUUCCUCGCUUCACUCUCCUCUGCCGACGCCGUCAAUCUCGUUUUCUCGUGGCAAGGAUCCUCAAAGCCGAAAUUCGUUGCAAUUAGAAGCGAAAGAAGGAGAAACCGUGAGCAAGAAGAAGAAGAAACUCGAAGAUUACUUGGAUCCGGUUCUUCUCUCUGCCUUUACUUCGAAGAUCGGUCGUGCAAAGAAGGUUCCUAAGAUGACGCCGAAGAAAGAGGUUGAGGAUUUCUUAUGGCCUGUCGACGAAUUGAGGAUGCUGAUGGAGGACUCAGAGGUUGGAAAGGAGAAAAUUGAUACUGUUUAUCUUAAUACUGACUCCGAUAAUCUAGUAGAAAACGAUGAAGACGGAUCGGAUAUUAAAUUCUCUACUCCGUUCCAAAAGUUUGAGCAGACUGCUUUGAUACUUUUCGAAUUAUGAACUGAAAUUGAAAUUGUAACUAACAAAAUGUUCACAUGUAAUGAAUUACAUAGAAAAUAAAGAGUUCAGAGCCCUAGUUCAGUUUAUUUGCAUUUGGUACUCAAUACCAAUGGCCUCUCCAUUUUUUUUAUUCAUCGUGGAAGAUGAAGACGUCGACUCUGUCGUUCGCUGCUGAGAGCUGACCUCAUCAUCCCAAUCUUGAAGGCCCUGGCGAUUUAAUGCGCAAAAUUUGCAAUUCAACAUCUGGAAAUGGA